AUGGCCAUCGAUGCCGUGCGCGCUGUCGCAGAUGAAGGAAAAUGUUGUAUUCUUGACAUAGAAUUGCAGGUCCUCGAAGAACGUUUACGUAAUCGUGGUACUGAGUCUGAAGACGCGAUACAAGCACGUCUUAAAGCUGCAAAAGAAGAAUUGGCUUACGCUGCAGAAGAGGGUUCUCACGAUAAAGUUAUUGUAAAUGAUGAUUUAGACACAGCAUAUGAACAGUUUCGAAAAUUCAUUGUUGAUUGCAAUUGA
Messenger RNA from Racocetra fulgida, 255 nucleotides. NCBI's taxonomy places the organism in Eukaryota, Fungi, Glomeromycota, Glomeromycetes, Diversisporales, Gigasporaceae. The record is from the annotation of a GenBank genome assembly.